AUGGCGGACGAAGAAAAACCCCAAACACUCAAAUCCGUCUUCACCUCGGCAGAAAGGAAGCGUCUCACGCUCGAAAACUCGUACGAGGCCUCCUCGCCGACCUACCUCGACGACCUCCGUACCGCCAUCUCCGAGUACGAGACCUGCCUCGACCUCAUCUCCCGCGCCGCUCUCUUCUCCCCCAACGAGUCCCUCGAGGACCUUUCCACCUCCUCCCUCCCCUACCUUCUCAUCACCGCUCACCUCGCCGACCUGCACCAGAAGCUUCCCUCGCGCCGCCCCAUCGAGCGGCGUGUCGCCCUCGAGCGCGCCCGCGAGUCCUACGAGACCUUUUUGGGGUUCCUCGACUCCUACGACCUCCUCUCCCCGCAGCAAAAGACCCUCUACGAGCACUACACCGACGAGCCCCUCGCCUUCUCGACCCUCGGCACCAACGACCCGGCCAAGCGCCGCGACGCGAAAAUCGCAAACUUCAAAUCCGAGCGCGCCCUUCGCCAGCGACUCGACACGCUGCGUCGGAACCCGCGGUACCAGAAUGAGGACGGCGAUGACGAGGUCGUCCGCGAUUUGCACCUCGCCCACAUCGCUUACGCGGCGCACAUGGCAUUCCAGGGCUUGGAGGGCAUCAACCGCGAGCUCGAGGUCCUGGCACAGGCCACCGUGCCCCUGAUGCCGUCCCCGACGUCCGUGGAGGAGGAUGAGCGACGCCGCGCUGUGGAACGUAGCUCGGACGGCUACAAUGAGCGUCUCGAGGCCCCACGCCGUCUGCAAAGCCUGUUCGGCCAGAGGGGAGGCCCCAUAUUGUCCAAGGACGGCAAGCCGCUGCAGCCCUUUACGCUCGUCGGGGACCGGGGCCAGAUGGCUGCGGACGUGUUCCGGCCGGGUCAUAACCUGCCGACGAUGAGUAUCGAUGAGUACCUCGAAGUGGAGCGUGAGCGGGGAGGCAUCAUUGAGGGUGGCGGCGAUGCGAGCUGGCACCGGCCGGAGCCGGAUGAAGAUGACUUUGACAAGGCGGACGAGGAGACGAUGAAGGCGAGAGCGUGGGACGAGUUUGUCGAAGCGAAUCCCAAGGGUUCAGGAAACACGCUGAACAGGGGUUGA
This is a messenger RNA of Colletotrichum spaethianum, 1101 nucleotides long. RefSeq lists its product as uncharacterized. Gene Ontology annotation, biological process: regulation of signal transduction; regulation of dephosphorylation. Gene Ontology annotation, cellular component: cytosol. The transcript has a single exon. Gene Ontology annotation, molecular function: protein phosphatase 2A binding. Bases 1 to 1101 code for a protein of 366 amino acids. NCBI's taxonomy places the organism in Eukaryota, Fungi, Ascomycota, Sordariomycetes, Glomerellales, Glomerellaceae. The record is from RefSeq and is a predicted model, not a curated record.